Molecule: messenger RNA, 354 nt
Organism: Zootermopsis nevadensis
Lineage: Eukaryota; Metazoa; Arthropoda; Insecta; Blattodea; Termopsidae
Source: the annotation of a RefSeq genome assembly
AUAAAAAUAGUAACAACAAUAAUAACAACAAUCAUAAUACUAUCAACAAUUAUCAUAAUAAUUGCGACAGCAAUAUCAAAAAAAAACAUUGAAGACCGAGAAAAAAGAUCACCAUUUGAGUGCGGGUUUGACCCCAUGGGAUCUGCACGACUCCCGUUUUCCUUACGAUUUUUCCUAAUCGCAAUUAUAUUUCUAGUAUUCGACGUAGAAAUUGCACUCCUAUUACCAAUAACAAUCGUGAUAACAAGAUCAAACAUAAUAUCAUGAGCCACAAUCAGAACAUUAUUUAUUGUAAUCCUAAUCAUCGGGUUAUAUCACGAAUGAAAUCAAGGAUCCUUAGAGUGAGCAGAAUAA